CAGGAAAGGAACGUGUAGGAGGAAGCUUAGCUGAUUAUAGAGAGAGAAGGGGUUAGAGGUAGAAAGAAGGUGAAAAUCUCUCUCUGAGUCCUGAGAGGGUCACAACAAUAAUUGCGUGACUGAGAUCGGUUUUUCUUGAAGCUUCGCAGUCGCAGGGUGAAGAAUGGGAGAGGUGGCGAGUGGCGGUGGUUGUUGCCCUCCGAUGGAUCUGUUCCGCUCGGAGCCGAUGCAGCUUGUUCAGCUCAUCAUUCCCAUCGAAUCCGCUCAUCGCACUGUCUCCUACCUCGGCGACCUUGGCCUCCUUCAGUUCAAAGAUCUCAAUGCAGAGAAGAGCCCUUUUCAGCGGACUUAUGCGACUCAGAUAAAAAGAUGUGGAGAGAUGGCUCGUAAGUUGCGUUUCUUCAAGGAGCAAAUGUUGAAGGCUGGUGUUUCUCCAAAAAAUUCCUUAGGACAUGUUGAUCUGAACAUCGAUGAUCUUGAUGUCAAACUUACAGACAUUGAAGUAGAGUUAACUGAGAUGAAUGCAAAUGGUGAAAAGUUGCAACGCACUUACAAUGAACUUGUGGAGUAUAAGCUCGUGCUGCAGAAGGCUGGUGAGUUUUUCCAGUCAGCUCAGAGCCGCGCCAUAGAGCAACAGAGAGAAUAUGAAUCACACCAGUUGAGUGGGGAAUCCAUGGAAACACCUUUGUUGCAGGACCAAGAAUUGCUGGGUGAUUCAGGGAAGCCAGUUAAGUUGGGGUUUUUAGCUGGCCUUGUUCCCAGGGAGAAGUCCCAGGCAUUUGAGAGAAUUUUAUUUCGUGCUACUAGAGGCAAUGUGUUUCUGAGGCAGGCUGUUGUUGAGGAUCCUGUCAUAGAUCCUGUUUCUGGAGAAAAGAUUGAGAAAAAUGUUUUUGUUGUCUUCUAUGCUGGUGAAAAAGCAAAAGCCAAGAUUCUGAAAAUAUGUGAUGCCUUUGGUGCUGAUCGUUACCCUUUCGCUGAGGAACUUGGAAAACAAGCUCAAAUGAUUAAAGAGGUUUCAGGAAGACUUUCAGAAUUGAAGACUACUAUAGAUGCUGGAUCGCUGCACCGGGGAAGUUUGCUACAGACUAUUGGUGCCCAAUUUGAGCAAUGGAACCUUUUGGUGAGGAAGGAAAAAUCUGUUUACCAUACCUUGAACAUGCUGAGCCUUGAUGUGACGAAAAAAUGUCUUGUGGCUGAAGGGUGGAGUCCUAUUUUUGCAACAAAGCAGAUUCAAGAUGCAUUAGAGCGGGCAGCAAUUGAUUCUAACUCUCAAGUUGGUACUAUUUUCCAAGUUUUGCAAACUAGGGAGAUGCCACCUACAUACUUUCGCACAAACAAGGUUACGUCUUCAUUUCAAGGAAUCAUUGAUUCAUAUGGGGUUGCUAAGUAUCAGGAAGCGAAUCCCACUGUGUAUACUAUAGUUACAUUUCCAUUUCUUUUUGCCGUAAUGUUUGGUGAUUGGGGUCAUGGAAUAUGUUUGCUACUUGCAGCCCUUUAUUUCAUAAUCAGGGAGAAGAAACUUUCUAGCCAGAAGCUUGAUGAUAUCACCGAAAUGACUUUUGGAGGUCGAUAUGUUAUUAUGUUGAUGGCACUCUUCUCAAUCUACACUGGUUUGAUCUAUAAUGAGUUCUUUUCUGUCCCAUUUGAACUCUUUGGUCCCUCUGCUUAUGCAUGCCAUGACCUUUCUUGCAGUGAUGCUACGACAUCAGGCCUGGUAAAAGUGCGCCACACUUACCCAUUUGGUGUGGAUCCUGUAUGGCAUGGUACCAGAAGUGAAUUACCAUUCCUAAACUCAUUGAAAAUGAAAAUGUCAAUUCUUCUUGGGGUCGCUCAAAUGAAUCUUGGAAUUAUUAUGAGCUAUUGCAAUGCCCUAUUCUUUCGGAACAAUGUAAAUGUCUGGUUCCAAUUUAUUCCCCAGAUGAUAUUUCUCAACGCUUUAUUUGGCUAUCUCUCCCUGCUUAUUAUUGUGAAGUGGUGCACUGGUUCUCAGGCUGAUUUAUACCAUAUAAUGAUCUACAUGUUCCUGAGUCCAGCAGAUGAUUUGGGUGAAAACCAACUCUUUGUUGGUCAGAAAUAUUUGCAGAUGACGCUUUUGCUUCUGGCUCUUGUUGCUGUGCCCUGGAUGCUGCUCCCAAAACCAUUUAUUUUGAAGAUUCAACACCAAGCUAGGCAUGGGGAUGAAUCAUAUACAGCACUUCAAACCACAGAGGAGAGCUUGCAAGUGGAGUCAAAUCAUGAUUCUCAUGGUCAUGAAGAGUUUGAGUUCAGUGAAGUCUUUGUGCAUCAACUUAUACACACCAUAGAGUUUGUACUUGGAGCAGUCUCUAACACAGCUUCUUACCUUCGUCUAUGGGCCCUUAGUCUUGCCCAUUCAGAGUUAUCAAGUGUAUUCUAUGAGAAAGUUCUAGUUCUGGCAUGGGGGUACAAUAAUGUGAUUAUCCUGAUAGUGGGUAUCGUUGUCUUCGUAUUUGCUACUGUCGGAGUAUUACUCGUCAUGGAAACCCUGAGUGCCUUUUUACAUGCUCUAAGGCUUCAUUGGGUGGAGUUCCAAAACAAAUUCUAUGAGGGUGAUGGAUACAAGUUCCACCCCUUCUCGUUUGCAUUGCUAGAUGAAGAGGAGGAGUGAUGCUUUAAAAUCAUAUAUAUGAACGUGGGAGUAAUAUUGCUUUGGACCUGUAUUGAUUCUUUCAUUUGCUGUGACUAUAGUCAGUGACUGGUAAAUGCGGCAUUGUAUAUGGUGGAAAUCCUGGUAGCUUUUUUCAUUCAAACACCAUUUCGUAUCUUAUUUAUGCCAGUGAGUGAGGGGAAUAAAUUGUCCUCAUUAGGGGGAGCAACGUUGAUGAGCUAGGCAGGCGUGGCUGUAAUAAUAAUUUUAUCAUGACAUAUUGAUGUCUAUUACAUUUUUUUGUCCCCAAAACAAGUAGCCUUAUGUUGACAUCUUA
Messenger RNA from Arachis stenosperma, 2942 nucleotides. RefSeq names its product V-type proton ATPase subunit a3. The transcript has 18 exons. Gene Ontology annotation, cellular component: vacuolar proton-transporting V-type ATPase, V0 domain; vacuolar proton-transporting V-type ATPase complex. The coding region runs from base 164 to 2626 and encodes 820 amino acids. Gene Ontology annotation, molecular function: proton-transporting ATPase activity, rotational mechanism; ATPase binding. The record is from RefSeq and is a predicted model, not a curated record. Gene Ontology annotation, biological process: vacuolar acidification; proton transmembrane transport. Lineage: Eukaryota; Viridiplantae; Streptophyta; Magnoliopsida; Fabales; Fabaceae.